Molecule: messenger RNA, 1713 nt
Organism: Zingiber officinale
Lineage: Eukaryota; Viridiplantae; Streptophyta; Magnoliopsida; Zingiberales; Zingiberaceae
Product: pectinesterase-like
Exons: 2
Coding region: 90-1637 (515 amino acids)
Biological process (GO): cell wall modification
Molecular function (GO): pectinesterase activity; pectinesterase inhibitor activity
Source: RefSeq, a predicted model, not a curated record
AUAUAAAUGUACACCUCUGCGGUCACUCUGCUCUGCUCCAUGGAGUUAAUCUGAGCUCACUCUUUACUUCCUCUCUCGUGCAAGCCGCAAUGGCUUCUUCCACCUUCGCAUUUACUCCUCUGCUUCUCCUUCUCCUUCUUCCACCUCAAGCUUUCUCGUCCAAGAACAGUAGCUCUGUUUCGGCGGCUGCGGGAUCGUCGUCGUUUGUUCCCUCCGCCUCCCUCAUCUCCACCUUGCAAGCCACCCUCGGCGAGAUCGAGGACGUGUUGUCGCUUCUUACCAGCAUUCCCGGUGUCUUCGACCAACGCCUCUCCGCCGCCAUCACCGACUGCGUCGACCUCCUCGACCUCUCCUCCGACGAAAUCUCUUGGGCUCUCUCCUCCUCCUCCUCCUCCUCCUCCACUUCUCGUCCUUCCUCCGCCUCUGGCAGCGUCACCGGCGACCGCCGCUUCGACCUCCACUCCUGGAUGAGCGCUGCCCUCGGCAACCAAGACACCUGCAAGGAGGGCCUCGGCGGGGGGCUCCCGGCCUCCCUCAUCGCCGAAGGCCUCGACACCGUCACCUCCCUCGUCUCCGACGCGCUCCAGGAAAUCGCCGGCGACUCCGGAGGCACCGGCCGCAGGCGGCUAAUGGGGUUCCCAGAGUGGGUCUCUACAGGCGACCGAAGGUUACUGCAGGAAUCCUCCCAGCCGCCGACCGCGGACGCUGUGGUGGCGCAGGACGGGACCGGGAACUACACGACGGUUUCGGCCGCCGUGGAAGAGGCGCCCGACCGCAGCCAGCGGCGAUACGUUAUCUACGUAAAGAAGGGGGUGUACAAGGAGAACGUGGAUAUUAAGAAGAAGAAGUGGAACUUGAUGAUCAUCGGCGACGGCGUCGGCCAAACCAUCAUCUCCGGCGACCACAACUACGUCGACGGCUGGACCACCUAUCGCAGCGCAACCUUCGCGGUGACGGCGACCGGGUUCAUCGCGCGGGACCUGACGAUCGAGAACACGGCGGGCCCGGGGAAGCACCAGGCGGUGGCGCUCCGCUCAGACUCCGACCUCUCCGUCUACUACCGCUGUGAGUUCGCCGGGUUCCAGGACACGCUCUACGCGCACUCCCUCCGCCAGUUCUACCGCGAUUGCCGCGUGUCCGGCACCGUCGACUUCGUGUUCGGCAACGCCGCCGCCGUGUUCCAGAACUGCGAGCUGGCCGCGCGGCGGCCGCUACCGAACCAGAAGAACUCCGUCACGGCGCAGGGGCGGGCGGACCCCAACCAGAACACCGGCUUCUCCUUCCAGUUCUGCAACCUCACCGGCGAGGCCGACCUCACCAACGCCACGGCGACGUAUUUGGGGAGGCCGUGGAAGGAGUAUUCGCGGACCGUGGUCAUGCAGUCCUAUCUCGGCCCGGUUCUCCGGCCCGAGGGCUGGCUCGAGUGGGACCGUGAUUUCGCCUUGGACACGCUGUAUUACGCCGAGUAUAUGAAUCAUGGGCCGGGUUCAAAUCUGACGAGACGGGUCAAGUGGGCCGGGUUUCACGGGCUGAGCGACCCGGCGAUGGUGGUCAACUUCACGGUGGCCCAAUUUCUAGAUGGCGACUUGUGGUUGCCGGCCACCGGAGUUAAGUACACGGCGGGGUUAUCUCUGUAAUUACUUGAUUAUUCGAUUGACGACGCAGCUUUACGAGUUAAAAUUAUUAAAUUAAUGUUUCGUGUUUGAUAAAAAA